Molecule: messenger RNA, 5669 nt
Organism: Gracilinanus agilis (Agile Gracile Mouse Opossum)
Lineage: Eukaryota; Metazoa; Chordata; Mammalia; Didelphimorphia; Didelphidae
Gene: MCM3AP
Product: minichromosome maintenance complex component 3 associated protein
Exons: 26
Coding region: 4-5520 (1838 amino acids)
Biological process (GO): mRNA export from nucleus
Cellular component (GO): nucleus; cytoplasm; transcription export complex 2
Molecular function (GO): nucleic acid binding
Source: RefSeq, a predicted model, not a curated record
AAGAUGAACCCCAACAAUCCGUUUGGGGGGCAGCAGUCGAGUCUCUUCUCCACUCCUUCCGGGGCCUCGCUGGGGACGUUUCAGGUCCAGCCACCGUUUCGAUUCGGUCAGCCCUCCCUCUUUGGACAGAACAAUGUGGGCUCAGGACAGAACGUGGGAUUCGCACAGACAUCCAGCUUUGCUCAGGCUGCUGGGGUCAGUCAGACACCUUCGGGACCCACAAUAGGCUUCCCUCCCACCUCUGGCUUGGGCUUGUACCCCACCCAGGGCCAGGCUCCCACCCUCACGGCAACUUCUGGACCUCCCGGUUCGUCUGUCCCCAGUAACGCAGGAUUUAGCUUCAAGCCGCCCACCAACCUUGGGGCUUUCUCUGGCCCCGCCAGCUUUGGCCUCAGCAGUGGGGAAACGUCCAGUUGUGGUUUGGGCCGGCCUGAGUUCAGCUUUAAGCCUCCGGAAAGUGCCACAUUCAGGCCAAUCUUUGGGGCUGAAUCAGAGUCAGAGAAGACUCCGAGCCAAGUCACUCCGGGCUCCUUCACGUUCUCCCACCCAGUGAGCAGCGGGCCCGAGGCUCUGGGCUCCUUCACGUUUUCCCAGGGGUCGAGCGGUGCAGGCACCAGCCCGAGUUUUACCUUCUCCAAACCAUCCGGCAACACUCCUUCCUCAGCCUUUGCCUCUGCCUCAUCAGGCCCGAAUGCAGAAGAGGAAAAGAGAGGCCCCAAACCUGCCUUUGGCAGUUCGGGGAGCAGCUUCACCAGCUUUGCUGGCUCCUUGCCGGGCUCUGUGGGGGAGCCCUUUGCCCUGAGCAAAGCAGCCGCCAAGCAAGGACGGGAUGACCUGGGUGGCCAGAGUGGGUCACUGCCUGGGCACGUGAAAGGGCUGAAACGGAAAGAAGACCACGACCGGUCCCCCAGGAGACGAGACUAUGACGCCCCGGAUGACGCGGAGCUCCUGUCACGGGGGGAUCAUCCCCCAGAAAAACGCCCUCCCCGAUUGGCGCGGCCACGGGGUGGUGGUGGCUUGUUUGGGCGGACACUGCAGGACAUGCUGAGAAGCAACAAAGAAGGGGGCCGCUUGGGGAGCAAGGAAGUGAAGAAGGAAGCUAGUGGUGGGGAACCGGCUGAGACAAACCACUCGGCUCCAGUGGGAGCAACCUUGUCUGUGCUGCCCAUCCCCCGGCUGAAGGAGGAGGGACUGGAUGGCAAAGAUGGCCAGGAAGCCUCCUCCAGCAGGGCCACCCCUUCCCACCGGGGGAAGAAGGAAAGCGUGGACAGCCCUGGCAGCUUGUCCCAGAGCGAGCUCACUGCCAUUCAGUGUAAGAACAUCCCCAAUUACCUCAACGACCGGAUGGUCCUGGAGAAACACUUUGGCCGAUUUGGAAAGGUGCAGCGUGUCUACCCCAGGCGCAAUCGGAAACUUGCCAUCAUCCACUUCUCUGACCACGUGUCAGCCUCCCUGGCUCGGAAGAAAGGCAAAAGUUUACAUAAAGAUGUCCUCAUCUUUUGGCACAAGAAAAAGAUAAGUCCCAGCAAGAAGGACUUUUCCCCAAAGGAGAAAAAUUCAAAUGACGGGGAAACCAUUCAGAGCUCUGAAGACCCUCCUUUCCAGCACUCACCACUGCGUAAACCUCUUCUGAGAGCUGCGGCCAGCAGCAGCCUUCUGAGCAAGAGUUCUCCGGUUAAGAUAUCAAGCCUUACCAAGUCUCUUCAGUUUGAAGGGGAGCCCUUUGAUGCCGGGCCCGAGGCCCAGAGCUCAGACACCCUGGGCCUGACUGUGACCACCCUCAGCACCCUGAUGGGUACGGUGGCCGAGACAUCCGAGGAGAAGUACCGCCUCCUUGAUCAGAGGGACAAAAUCAUGCGGCAAGCUCGUGUCAAAAGGACAGAUCUGGAUAAGGCGAAAGCCUUUGUCGGGACCUGCCCAGAUAUGUGCCCCGAGAAAGAACGGUACAUGAGAGAGACCAGGAAUCAGCUGAGCUCUUUCGAAGUGAUCCCCGGGACGGAUCAGGUGCAGCAGUUCAAACCCAAGGUCCGGAACUCUCCAGAGGUGAAGUUUGCAGUCCAGGCCUUUGCAGCUCUUAACAGCAACAACUUUGUGAGGUUCUUCAAGCUGGUCCGGGCAGCCUCCUACCUGAAUGCUUGCCUCUUGCACUGCUACUUCAACCAGAUUCGCAAAGAUGCAUUGCGGGCUCUCAACGUGGCCUACACAGUGAGCACUCAGAGAUCAACCAGCUUCCCCUUGGAUAACCUGGUGCACAUGCUGUGGUUUAGAGAUGCUGAGGAGGCUACCGAUUUUUUGAGUUACUAUGGCCUCAGUGUGUCCGAUGGCUGUGUUGAGCUCAAUCGUUCAGCCUUUUUGGAACCCGAGGGUUUGUCCAAGGCAAAGAAGUGCACAUUUAUCACUGAGAAGCGGAAGGUCUCGGUUGGAGAAGUGGUGAAUGGUGGCCCGUUGCCCCCCACCCCUCGGCACAUCCCAGUGUGCAGCUUCAACAUGCAGAACAAAUACGUGGGCGAGAGCGUGGGUCCUGAGCCUGCCCUGGGUGCACAGAAGCUCGGUGUGGAGGCUGGAGGAGGAGGGAAGGUGGUGCAAGAAGCCAGCCUUGGGACAGAGGCACCAGUGCUGCGAGUCCCACCACAGACCCUGCUUAUGCCCCUGGCUCAGCCGCUGUCCAGCCAGACCAUGGGGCCACCAGCAGUCCUUGUGGCUCCUGCGCCUGUGCCACCAUUGGCUGCCUCAUCAUCUCUUUUCCAGCCUGUCGGGCAGCCCGAGCUGCCGCCUCCCAAGCCUCGGCCUGGUUACACUGACAAGGACAUUGUGGAAGUUGUUGAUGGCCUCAUCCAGGAUGUCCUCAGAAACUAUUGCCAAGAAAUCAGCCAGGCCGGAGCUGCCUAUGUGGCUGCAGCCCGCGGUAUGUCCAAGAUAAUUGCAGAGGAGCUGUUGGCUGCCGCCACAACAGACAUUUUGAGGCAGGCUGCUGCUGAAGAGGUGAAUAAAGAAAGAGAAAGAAUUAAGGAAGAGAAGAGAAGAGCUGAAGAACGAAGACGGAAACAGGAGCGAGAGCGCCUGCUGGCCCACCUGAGCCAAGCACUGGCAAUCGAACUGAUGGAUCUCGUGGUCGCCGAAUGUGUGCGGGAAACCUCUUCCCGAGAGUUGAAGCGCGCCGUGGAAACUGAGAGGAGAGCCUGUGUGGCCCGUUGUUCUGAAGAUGUCUGGGAUCAUCUCAUGGACUUGUUCUUAGAGGAGGAGAUUUUCCAGAGUGCCAGGGAGACCCUGCAGGAGCUUCAGUGUUUCUGUAAAUGCUUGCAGCGGUGGAGGGACGCUGUCGCUGCCCGGAAAAAACUGAAGAGACAGAUGAGAGCAUUCCCUGCAGCUCCCUGUUGUGUGGAUCUGAGCAACAGACUGCAGGCCUUAUCCCCUAGUGCCGAGUGUCCGAUUGCUAAAGAGAACUUGGCCAAGGGAGUCCUGAAUCUGGGGCACGCAGGCAAACUGGGGGUCUCUUGCACCAGGUUACGGUGGAUGAGACACAAGACCAUCCACCAAAUGAAGGUUCAGUAUUUCUACCAACAAUUACUCAGUGAGGCCGUGUGGACUCCUCUGGACCUGCCGGCCCUCAUUGCUGAGCAUUACCCUGGACACAGGGAGCAGGUGUUCUGGAAGUUGCUGGUGGUGCUGCCCGACAGCGAGGAGCCUGCCUUGGGCUAUUCCAGCAGGAUUCUAGCAAGCUGGCUAAAAGUCAAGUUCAUGGGAAGCGAAGAUUUACAGAACACGGCCCAGCAGGUUUCAGACGGGAUUCAGACGCUCACCUUGUUGAAUGCCUGCGGCACCAAAGGGAAUCGGCCGGUUUGGGUCAACGUGUGCGUGAAGGUGGCUCAUGGCCUGCUCAGCGACUCGGCCCUUGACGCCACCGAGACACAGAAGGACCUUCUGGGCACCAGCGGCCUCCUCUUCCUGCUCCCCCCACCUGGAAAGGGUGCCGAGGAGGAUGAGGACGACACAUACUGGCUCACAGCCUUGCUACAGCUCAAACAGCUCCUGCAGGCAAAGCCCUUUCACCCCCUGGUGCCCCUGGCAGUUCUUGUACCCAGUGAGGAAGGGGCUGCCGAGGCCGAAGUGGAGGAAGGUCUGAUGCUCCCAGACUUGGUUUCCUCCCAGCUGAUUUCAGAUUAUGUCGUCAUGGGCAUCCCAGCCUCAGUCAGUGAUCUCCAAGGCACCCACAGGGUGUCCCAGGCUGUGAAGUGGCUGGUCUCUCACAGCCCCAGCAGCCUGGAGCUCUGCUGCCAGACUCUGCCGCAGUACAUCGAGGACGGCGUGAGCCGUGAGUUCAGUGACCGCUUCUUCUAUGACCGUAAGGAGCGGCGUGUGGCUGGCCUGCCCUCGCAGGAGCCCAGCGCCAUCAUCGAGCUCUUCAACAGUGUCCUGCAGUUCCUGGCAGGGGUGGCCUCCUCCGAGCACCUCUGCCACCUGUCCUGGCCCAUCACCGAGUUUGCCGAGCCUGGCGGCAACAAGGUGCUGCCUCACCUCCAGUGGAAUGCCCCUGACCACCUGGCCUGGCUCAAGAAGGCCGUGCUCUCCUUCCAGCUGCCCCACAUGGACCUUCCCCCCCAGGGCGCUCCCUGGCGUCCCGUGUGCACCAUGAUCUCCCAGUACGUUUCCCAGAUCCCAAGCUGUCGCCAGACUCAGCCCAUCCUUCAGUCGCAGGUGGAGAACCUUCUGAGCCGGACCUACGCCAGGUGGAGGAACAAAGAGCUCUGGGCCCUGGGUGAGACGGGCCCCUCCGUGGACGACAUUCCCUGGGAUGACAUCCUCGCUCUCUGCAUUAACCACAAGCUGAGGGACUGGAAGCCGCCCAGACUACCCGUCACGUCAGAGGCUCUGAGUGACGACGGCCAGAUCUGCGUUUACUUUUUCAAAAGCCACUUAAAAAACUACAACGUCCCCAGCUCGUGGGAACAGGCCAGGCUGCAGACCCAGAAGGGGGCCCCGAGGCACGGUCAGGGACGUUUGGGCAUGAAAUCUUCUCGAUCGCCUGCCAAGGGCUUCUCCCCUCCGUGGCUCCAGGUCCCCCUCCGCGGGCCCAGGGGCCCAGAGAACGGGCGGGUGGGCCGCGUGCCCGAUGCCGAGGAGCUCGCCCACACGGCCUCGGCCGAGGAGCUGCUCCCAGAGCGCCUGUCCGCCAGCCUUCAACUGGAGAAAGAGGAGAGCAAGAGAUUUGAAGAUCGGCUGCGCCGGUGGCUGGCCGGGGACCUGGAGCCGGGGGCAGAUGCCAGCUCCCUCCCCCUCUACCUCCCCCAGGCGCUGGUAGCGACACCCCAGACCCUUCAGCCCGUGCUACGGAUGGCGGCGGCAGUGCCUUCCGGCCCCCAGGACGAGGAGAGCGCCGAGCAGCCGCCGGCGUCCCCAGAGAUGGACGCGUCUCUGACCGAGAAGCUGAGGCGCUUGGAAAGCCUGAUCGAAAGGACCAAAGAGGAGGAGCUCGCCUGCGAGCGCCAUCUCUCCACGCUGCUGGACAUGGUGGACAUUUGAGGGGGGGAGGGACACGAAGGACGUUCUCUGCAGAUGCUGCACCCCCAGCCGGACGGGCCAUCAAUCAUGGAACAGGCCUGCUCCGGCCCGAGCCUACCUCACAGGGUUGUUGUGAGGACAGGAUCAUGUGUGUAAAGUGCUUGCUAAGA